This is a messenger RNA of Boleophthalmus pectinirostris (great blue-spotted mudskipper), 3780 nucleotides long. RefSeq names its product myocardin-related transcription factor B-like. Lineage: Eukaryota; Metazoa; Chordata; Actinopteri; Gobiiformes; Gobiidae. The transcript is spliced from 18 exons. The coding region runs from base 322 to 3258 and encodes 978 amino acids. The record is from RefSeq and is a predicted model, not a curated record. Gene Ontology annotation, biological process: smooth muscle cell differentiation.
UCCAGAGAGCUACUACUUUUAGCGGUUGCAGGAAGUAAAGUAUACAUAGGAGGCAUGGCAAGACUUAGGAGCCUGUUUCAUCAGCCGGUUUCACUUCGUAGAAACCGUCUGACCUCGCAGCAUUAGGAUUCGUUCAACGUGCUCCAGUUGAAGCUGCAGCAGAGAAGAACCCGAGAAGAGCUGGUCAGUCAGGGCAUCAUUCCACCCUUGAAAAGUUCCGCCUCCUUCCAUGAGCAGAAACGGAGCCUUGAACGUGCACGGACAGAGGACUACCUGAAGAGGAGGAUCCAGCGGCGCCCAGCACGUGCAGAGCUCAUCAGAAUGCACAUCCUGGAGGAAAGCACAGGAGAAGACUCCGGGCUGCAGAAAAGAGCUCGUCUGGCGGAUGAUCUGAAUGAUAAAAUCUCCCAGAGGCCCGGGCCCAUGGAGCUCAUCCACAAGAACAUCCUGCCCAUUCACAGCAGCAUCAGGACGGCCUUCAUAGUUCCAGAUUUUUCAAAGGCCUCAGAUGACCUGUCCUCCGCUGACGAGGACAGUAUUGACAGCCCGGACUCCCCUCUGCCCCCUGGGACCCUCACGCUCACACUGGCCCCCUCUGAUGUACAGGAUUCUACUGACUCGCCUCUGAAGCCGACCGCACCGCUGUCUACGUGUGUCAAGAUCAUAACUGCUGAGAAUAAGCAGAAGAUAAUCUCUGAGCAUUGCCUCCAAAAACACAAGAAACCCAAAGAUGAUAAGCCAAAGAUGAAAAAGCUGAAGUACCAUGAGUACGUCCCUCCAGACCAGAAGGGGGAGAAAGAGGCUCCUCCUAAACUGGACUCCUCUUAUGCCAAACUCCUCCAGCAGCAGCAGCUCUUCCUCCACCUGCAGAUCCUCAGCCAGCAGCAGAGGCACCAGACCACGGGCCACACCCAACCAACCCUGCAGACAGAUCAGGACCAAUCCAAGUCAACUUCAGUACUACCUGCGGGCGAAACUUUGAUCACCAAUCUCACAGCACCAGCAGAGGAGAGCACCAAGUCUGCCAGUCUGCCCCAAAACCUGGAUGAACUGAAGGUCGCUGAACUCAAAGCAGAGCUGAAGCUGAGAGGCCUCCCCGUGUCUGGCACCAAGAGUGACCUGAUCGAGAGGCUGAGGGCGCACCAGGCGGGGGGCAGUGCACGCGCUCAGCCUGCAGGGGGGGCCAGAGAGACGGGGGCGGAGGGAGCAGUGAAGGCUUCAAAAACAGCUGUGAAUGGUCAUCUGGUACUGGCUGUCAAGUCCAACAGUUCCACGUUUCAGAUUAAGAAUUCUGCAGACAACUGUUCCAAAUCUGUGUCCUUAACUCCCCUUGAAAACUCCACUCUUAUCACCGAGACAAAAGUGUUUAAAACAGAAUUGCCUGACCUUCAACCUGCCCCUACUCCACAACUAAACAUCAGCAUCAAAGAAGAGCAGCUGAGCCCAAUCCCAGCAUCCAUUCACGUACAGAAAUGCCAGUUCGUGAUUCCCGCUUCAACGCCAAAAACACCAACUCCGCCUGUCAUGUUGGUGGAUAAAGACUCCAUGUUGCGUCAGAAGGACCGUCAAAUCGAGGAGCUUAAACGGCUGCUGUUGCACAACCAGCGUUUAGUGGACAUGCUAAAAAUGAAGCUGGAAAUGAGGAGGAGCGAAGAGCAAAUGAACACUGAAACGAUUCUUCAUUUGAGAGUAGCGCCCCCAGAUAAAAGUCAGUCUGAAAAGCAGCCAUUGUCCACAGGUGAAUUUCAUGUUAAGGUUAAGGAAGAAGUUGUGGAUGACGAUAAUCUGGAAACUUCGGGACAACUCAGCCCGAAGUUAACUAACGGAGAACAAAAUGGCCGACAUCAACAGGCAGUUCACAGGCUUUUGCUUCAACAACAGAGCAAACUGCGCAGUCAACCGCAGGCAGUUCAGAUGCACGAUCAGAGAGGAGAGAACCGCCACAAGCAGGAAAAAGUGUGUCAGGAGAGGAAGAAGAAAGCCUCCCGACAGCAGCUAAGAGCGGAGCAGGAUUCACAACAGAUUCAGCUAAAGCAAGAGAUAAGACUCAGCAAAGACUUAUCUCAGCAACGGCAGCCCACAGACCAACAGCACAUUCAAGUCCACACCAAGAUAGAGCUACAACAGCCAAAACAGGAAACUGCACAGGUCUCUCCAGUGUGUUCUGAACAGAAGCUCAAUCACUUACUUCCAUUUGAUCUGAAGAACAACUCCACACCAGCGAUAGUCACUGACAGCAACGGAAACUACUUCCUGAUCACACUGACCAACCACGUCGCCGAAAGCCAAGCCCAUGGGAACACAUCUAAACACAUCACACUGCAGAGAUUACAGUGGUCUCCCUCCAAGCUCCCAGGACACGGCUCUGUUCAGCUGCCUCGUGCUGAUAAUGAAGCCAGAGCCAUCACACAGCCCAGCACAAAGGCUCAGAGCGCAGGACUUCAGCAGAGCAGAGGAGCACCACAGCACCAGCAGCACCAGCAGCACCAGCAGCACCAGCAGCAGCUCAGGGAGAGGCCGUGUGAGACUGAGACUGAGACUGAGAGCCCAGACACUACCGGGGACUCAGCUUCUACUCUAAACAAAAUAUGCUCCAGUCUGGAUUUCCUUUUCAGUCCUGUCUCUCCGUUUGAAUCCUCAUCUGACACCAAAGACACAGAAGCUGAAGACUUCAUUGACAUCAUACUGAAGAAAGGAGGUAACAUGUACCGCCACUUAGCUACACCUUUAUACUUUACACAAUCUCUAACACGUAAUAAUUAUUUUCCAGACAUUUCCAGAUUCAAACCAUCUCCUGAUCCAGCGUUGGACCACCUGCACCGCUCUUCCUCAUCCUCACCCCUCCUCCCUCUGCCGUCACCCACCGCUGCCCCCUGCCUUGACCCCAAGAAUACUGCACCCUCAGCACCUCAUACGUCUCUGGGCCCAGCGGAGCAGAGAAAGACCGGCCGACUGGAGGACUUUUUGGAAAGCACUACAGGAAAGCCUCUUCUCGGAGUGGAGCCUGGCGGGCCGCUGACUCUGAUCGAUGACCUUCACAGUCAGAUGCUGUGCACGGCCAGUAUUUUGGACCACCCGCCCUCCCCCAUGGACACGCUGGAUGCAGAGCCGGAGGGGAUGGACUGGCUGGACCUCACUAUGGAGGAAAACACCACCAAGGAUUUACCCAAGUUAGCCUCGCCCACGCCCCCUAGUGUCUUUUCCACGGACUUUCUGGAUACGUAUGACCUGGAGACGGCCUGGGACUCAUGUUUGUAAAUGUACAAAUCCAACUCCAAAUGCAAUUCACAUUACUUCAGAAUUAUUUGGUGCACUAACUUUUAGGCUGGGGGUCUGUUAUGUCAUUGCUCUGCCUGGAAUGUUCCACAGUAUAACAUUAAACUGCUCUAACUUGCAUUUAUUAAAUAAAAAUAAAAAUAUUACAUUUUUUAAAAAUUACCUGUACUUGGUCUGGUUUUGCCUCCAUGAACAUUAGGAAGGUUUAAUGCCAUACUGUGAAACAUUCCAAACAAAGCAGUGACAUCUCCAUGGAGACAAAUAUUUCAGAACUUCCACCAGAGAAGUUGCACAAUGCACCUUUAAAGCCAAAAUGGUCAGGAAAGCAGAGAGAGUUUGAUUAUUUUCAUGCAUUAAACCUAAAUUAUUAACUACAAUGUUAUGAGUGCAGUUACAUUUUCUCAGUUAGAGUUACCUGAGUAACUUAAAAAAAAAAAAAAAAAGCACUGUACUUUUACUCCUACUUGAGUUUUUAAUGAAGUAAAAGUAUUCUUAAGUAAAAGU